Molecule: messenger RNA, 4138 nt
Organism: Maniola jurtina (meadow brown)
Lineage: Eukaryota; Metazoa; Arthropoda; Insecta; Lepidoptera; Nymphalidae
Gene: Tgs1
Product: trimethylguanosine synthase
Exons: 11
Coding region: 150-2984 (944 amino acids)
Biological process (GO): 7-methylguanosine RNA capping; 7-methylguanosine cap hypermethylation
Cellular component (GO): nucleus
Molecular function (GO): RNA cap trimethylguanosine synthase activity
Source: RefSeq, a predicted model, not a curated record
AGUAUCAACUGUCAACUCAAGGUUCGUGAAUCGUGAUUUCGGAACGGAAUGGAAUUGGAAAUCGCAAGGAACCGAACCCACCGAAUCGAAAUCCAUAAAACAAACAACUAACAAGUAACCUCUCGGAUUAGUAUAUACUUUAAAAAGUGAUGAUGUCCGAGUAUUACGACCAUUACCAUCGAUGGGAGCCUUUGGCCGAAUUUCAUUUCUAUAUCGACGAAAACGAAGAUCUUUAUGAUAAUAAUUAUUUCUAUUGCUUAUGCAGUCGAGCUUUUAUAAGAGAUGCGAUGAAGACUUAUUAUGCAGAAAGGGAGUGUGGCAGUGAGAGUGAUUGUGAAAUUGUGUCACAAUCACAAGAAGUUGACGACCACUCUCAUGUCCACUUCUCUGUUAAUACUUCUUAUAAAGUUAAGUGUGAGAAAGAUGAAGGCACCAGCUGUUAUUGCAGUGCAUCUCAUACAGACAACUACUGUUCAACCGAUGAACUUGAUCCCACUCAAAUGCACUGUUUUCCCUCCCACGCUCUACAACCAAGCGACAGUGGAGCCGACUUAACAUAUCAAGAUUGUCAUUCCGACUACACCACACAUGACAAAAUAGAGAAAAUGGAUCAAGAUUUUACUGAAAUCAAUGAGAAUUACUUAUCUGAGGACACAUGGGAAAAGUUUUGGGCUUUGAAUGGCGAAAGGAUAAUCUGGGCUUCAUGGAUAGAGAAAUAUAGUGAUUAUAUCAAUCCAGCGUAUCUAGGAGAUAAUAAUGAUGAAUGUAGGAUUCCUACUCAACACUCCACAGAACCUAUUUGUAAUAAAGAUUCUAAACUAAAAAAUGAAGAUGAAAGUGUAAGAGAAAGGAAAUUCUCUUAUGACUCAAAAGUAAAUCCAUAUAAAAAGAAACAAAAAGGACUUAAUACAGAAGAAAGUAAAAAUGAUAAAAUAAUAAUUAAUGUAGCCGAUAAAGAUGAUCUUUGGGUUCCAGUAAAUAGAAGGAGAUCCUGUUCUGAACACGAAAGGAUCGUAAGUCCUAGAACGCUCGGCGGGACAGAUUCAAUGACUAAUGUGACUAAGCUAACUUUAUCAAGUUAUAAUGUCACGUCAAGUCAUGUGACUUCAGUAUCAACUCCUACCGAUGAUUAUAGUGUAUCAUCAAGAUCUUCUGAUGAUCAGUACAAUGAUCAGACUCGUAUUAUUAACAUUGAAUACAAUGAUCAAACACCAUCAGUAGAAAUGGAUAGUGAAGAACACUGGCAAUUUCUAUGGAAGAAACACUUUGGAGAACAAUUUGCUUUGCACUACGCAAAUUACAUUGAAUGUCAUGAAGCUAACAACAAAUUAUUGCUAUCGAACAUAAAUGUCGAAAGUAAAUUAGAAGAAUUAAAAGUUUCGGAAAUCGAAUGUGAGAAUAGCGAAGGCAAUUCCCAAGAAUUACCAUCAGUAAUUGAAGUUCAGACACAAAUUGAUCAAAUUAAAUUAAAUGAGAAACCAGCUAAGCCUAAAAAGAAGGGUAAGAAAUCGAAUAAUCGUAUUAUAAGUUCAGUGGGAAUGCUGCUACAGAAUUUGCUUAAAGAGCAAAAGGAAAAAGAAGUUGAGCAACCAGUUGACCAGCCUGUUGAUCAACCAAUUGCCCAGCCAGUUGAUCAACCAGUAGAAGGGGAAGAUGGACAAACUUUUAAAGCAGAAGUGGUUACAUUAGAAGUUGUUGAUAGUAAUAUGGGGAUCAAUAAUGUGCAGCAAAGUAGUAAUAGUACAGUUUGUAACAAUUAUGAUGAUGAUGAAGAUGAUGAACCACCAGAAGAAAAGCCAAUUUCACUGAAAAGGAGCAAUUUUUCUUGCAGCCAUGAAAUGGAUGAAGAAGAAAUAGCAUCAGAAAAGAUAAAAUCAACAUUCCAAAUAAUGGGCUUUUCCUUCGACUCUACACAACUGCCCAAAGGUCAAACCGUAUAUAGAAAACGUUUCACGAGACUGCGUCCGCCGAGGAAUCGAAAACUUGGAGUGUCAAAGAAAACUUAUUUCGAUGAUGAAGGAAAUGCAUGCAUAGAUGAGAGUCAAGAAUCUCAAGAUGAUGGAGCGAUGUUGACUGAUGAUGAUGAAAACGCUCCACAAACACUAUCUGAUUCAGAGAAAAAUAAUUUAGAAAAUAGUAAAAAUACAACAAAUGAAGAAAAAGAGGCCAAUGAAUCAACAAAUAUAAUAGAUGAAAGUUUGGAACAUGAUGCAAAUUCUGAUGAGCACGUCAGCGAUCCUUUAGACAGUAAAAAUGAAGAAAAUGCAGAUGAAGUAACCGAAAAUACAAGUCAAAUAAAAAGAAGACGCAGACAGAAAAGGUAUUCCAAAGUAGAAGAGAACUACGAUACCUCUGACAUGCCACCUGAACUCUUAGAUGAUCCCAAAAUGUAUAAAUAUUGGAAAAAGAGACAUUCCCUGUUCCACAGAUUCGACGAAGGAAUAAAACUAGACCGGGAGAGUUGGUUCAGCGUGACGCCAGAGAACGUGGCGCGGCACAUCGCCACCAAAUACGUAUACGACGUAGUUAUAGAUGCGUUCUGCGGCGCCGGCGGCAACACCAUACAGUUCGCACAGACUUCGAAGAAAGUGAUAGCCAUAGACAUAGACCCCGUUAAGAUCGAGCUGGCGCAACACAACGCUGCAGUGUAUGGUGUAGCGGAUAAGAUACAGUUCAUAGUGGGAGACUUCUUCGAGUUAGCGCCUAUGUUGACUGCUGAUAUGGUGUUCUUGAGCCCACCAUGGGGAGGACCCAAGUAUUCAGAGCACUCUGAAUAUGACAUAGAAACAAUGUUAGAACCAAAACCAGCGUCUGAGCUUAUGAGGGUAGCUCGAGAAAUCAACUCCAACGUCAGCCUGUAUUUACCACGAAACACAAGAACGGAUCAGGUACUAUCGUUAGCGAAAGAGGCAAGUAGUUCUGUGGAAAUCGAGCAGAGCUAUCUGGACAGAAGAUUUGUAGCCAUUACAGCAUAUUUUUACUGAAUACUAUCCUAAAAAUAGUUUUUUUUUUUUUUAAUUGUAACUUAAGUUUUGUUUAUGGACAAAAUAGUUGGUAUAGUAUUAUUUAUCUAUACUUAAAGAUAUUUUUUUUGUAAAAAAUCACUCAAUAAUUAUUUUUUGUACUAUGUAUUAUUUUAGUUACAUAAUAAUUUUGUAUGUUAAGGUUUAUUAUUCAAAAUAUGAUGAAGCAAUAAUUAUUUUAUAAGAAUAACAGGUCCUUGAAUGCCGUUUUUUUGUAUAGCACAUCCAAUAAAGGUAUACCUAUAAUGUAUAUUUUAUGAAUUUACUAAUACUUUAUUAAAUAGAGAAAGACAUUCACAGUGACUUUACUGCCUUAUAAAAAUACAUUUUAACCAGAAUUGUUAUUAAAUGAAAGUUGUCAUACUAGUACAUAUCAGGAUUGCCACGUUUCAUUUUGCAUAAAAGAAAAAAAUCUGGUAUAACACAUUGAAAUAUGUAGUCAUUUCAUUAUACAUAAUAUAACAUAUUUUAUAAAAUUAUCUAUUGUGGUGUCUAAAGGCAGGUUUAGAUUAAGAUCACUGUCUUAGUCGAAACAUUCCUGUUACAUAUUUUUGAAAUUCUAUCAAAGGCCAAUUCACCUUUCUGCAAAGCAUAUUGGUCCUAUUUCAAUUACACAACAUAUGACUAGGAAUCAAAUUAGCAUACUACUAAGUAGUAUUCAUUUGUUCUGUGGAACACAAAUUCUAAACUGGCAGGUCUAAAAAUAGUGCUAUCCUUGUCAUUAAAUUUCCAGUGUGGAUAGUACAAUUUGAGACAGACUGUUAAACAAAUGAGCACUGCCAAUUUGCCACUUUAACUACGCAGAAAGUGUAUGGGCCUUAAUGCGAAGUAGUUCAUGUGUGUUCAAUGUCCAAAAAUAUUCAUAAAUACUUACAAGUUUAGAGCACAGUAUAGUAUUAUUCAACUUUUCAUAGCACAACAAAAUUGUUUUCAAUUAAACCUAUUCUUUAUCUAUCUAUAUACUAUAUUAUAGAAUUUAUUUAUUUUAAAUAUAAGUUGGUUUAAUCUGUGGUUGAAUGUGUUUAUUUAAAUGAAAAAUAUAGGCCUUGUGUGUGCUCAUUUAAUCGUUGUGAUCUCUGUAAAUAUUUGUUGAUGAUAAAUAUUAAAAACAAGUG